Messenger RNA from Clunio marinus, 312 nucleotides. Lineage: Eukaryota; Metazoa; Arthropoda; Insecta; Diptera; Chironomidae. The record is from the annotation of a GenBank genome assembly.
AUGUCUCAAGGUAAAAUGAAGAUCCUACAGUCAAUUAGGAAAUCAAAUGGCAUAAAAUUUGUCAAACUGUUUCUUAUUCGUAAAGUUUUAACAGCAUCUGUUUAUCUGUUAUUUGAUUUAUUAUCUUUUGGGACCCGUUUCAAUCAAGAAAGCGACAUAAAUAUAUUUAAUCACUACAUUGCAACAUUAAUGUUCGAAAGCAAUUUUGCUAGACUUUGUGUAAGCAAUUCAUGUGGAGAUAAUUUAUCAAAUAUUGCCAAAGUUUAUGCAUCUGUAAAAAUAUGGUUUUUGAUAAGCAUUCGAGAAGGCUGA